AUGAAGUCUGGGGCUUUCUUCAUCCUCUUCUUCUCUGCAGUCCAUGCUGGUCUGCUGAGAAAAAGACACACCUGCCCACAGGUGUGCGAUGCCUCUCAGUGCCCUUUACCUCCGCAGGCCUGUUAUUAUGGCCAGGUGAAGGACGCGUGUGGCUGCUGUGCGGUGUGUGCGGCCGGGGAGGGAGAAGCAUGUGGGACUGCUGGACGUCUCACCUGUGGAGAAGGACUGGUGUGUGACUCUGUACCGGGGAGGCUCGGUAGGCCCCACGGCUACUGCGUAUGCGCCACCUCCGGCCAGGUGUGCGGCAGUGACGGCAGGACUUACCCCAGCAUCUGUCGCCUGAGAGCCGAGAUCAAGAGAGCCGAGCUCGGUGAAAUCCCCCCGGUUAUUUUGAUCCAGAGAGGAGCAUGUGAUUCAGGAAUGCAACAUCCAGGAAGUAACCGCUACAAAUUUAACUUCAUUGCUGACGUGGUGGAUAAGAUCGUCCCAGCUGUGGUGCAUCUGGAGCUUUUCCAGAGGGAUCCGUUCUCUAGUGAGGAGGUCUCUGUGUCCAGUGGCUCUGGGUUUAUAGUGUCAGAGGAUGGAUGGAUUGUCACAAAUGCUCACGUACUCACCAACAAGCAGCGCAUAAAGGCAGAGCUGAAGAGCGGUCUGCAGUACGAUGCUUCAGUCAAGGAUGUGGACCAAAAGAUAGACAUUGCACUCAUCAAAAUUGAACCAGAUGGUCCACUGCCUGUGCUCCGGCUGGGCCAGUCCUCAGACCUGCGCCCCGGUGAGUUCGUGGUGGCUGUGGGAAGCCCUUUCUCUUUGCAGAACACCGUGACCACCGGCAUCAUCAGCACCGCCCAACGCCCCGGCCUUGAGCUGGGCUUUAAGGACUCGGACAUGGAUUACAUCCAAACUGAUGCUAUCAUUAAUUACGGAAACUCUGGUGGACCACUGGUAAACCUGGAUGGAGAUGUUAUUGGCAUAAAUACUCUGAAAGUGGCAGCAGGAAUUUCAUUUGCCAUCCCUGCAGACAGAAUACGACAGUUCCUCGCCGAGUCCUACGACAGAAAAGUCAGCGGUAAAGCAGCUCAAAAAAAGAAAUACAUUGGUGUCCGAAUGCUGCAGCUUUCAGCAACUUUGAUCCGAGAUCUCAAGGAACGUGUAAGUGAAUUUCCAGAUGUGAGCUUCGGCAUUUACGUCUAUGAAGUUUUACCUGGAACAGCUGCAUACAGCGCUGGCAUGCUGGAACAUGACGUCAUCAUUGGCAUCAACGGCCGGGCUGUCCACACCACACAGGAAGUCAGUGACGCCAUCCACAGUAGCACAGCAGUGUCAGUGCUGGUGAGACGAAGGGAAAAAGACAUUACACUUACGGUCAUUCCUGAAGAGAUCAGCUGA
Molecule: messenger RNA, 1386 nt
Organism: Cheilinus undulatus (humphead wrasse)
Lineage: Eukaryota; Metazoa; Chordata; Actinopteri; Labriformes; Labridae
Gene: htra4
Product: HtrA serine peptidase 4
Exons: 9
Coding region: 1-1386 (461 amino acids)
Biological process (GO): proteolysis; positive regulation of apoptotic process; programmed cell death
Cellular component (GO): extracellular region
Molecular function (GO): serine-type endopeptidase activity; protein binding
Source: RefSeq, a predicted model, not a curated record